Fusarium tjaetaba is the source of this 1755-nucleotide messenger RNA. RefSeq names its product tetracycline resistance (probable transport). The record is from RefSeq and is a predicted model, not a curated record. NCBI's taxonomy places the organism in Eukaryota, Fungi, Ascomycota, Sordariomycetes, Hypocreales, Nectriaceae. The transcript has 2 exons. Gene Ontology annotation, molecular function: transmembrane transporter activity. The coding region runs from base 1 to 1755 and encodes 584 amino acids. Gene Ontology annotation, biological process: transmembrane transport.
AUGGCGCCCUCACGAAAUAACUCCUCCAACGCCGCCGCCAGGGCCAUGGCUGUCAAUCGAACAGCCUCGUCUGGUUCAUUCCAUGCUGGCGCGCCGAUCCCUACUCUCAGCUCCUUGCGACGACAGUCCCAUCGAUACCAGACUUUUCCUACCACUCCUCCCAAGACACCUCUCGAGCAACCGUAUGCUCCGUCGAAUGGAAGCGAUUCCGAAGAUGAUGACGACCACGAAGAGACGCCUCUGCCUGUGCGACAACUGCUGUUGCUGGCGUUUCUCUCCCUUGCGGAGCAGACCGCGCUGAACUCGAUAUCGCCGUAUUUACCUGAGAUGGUACUCAAUAUGCCCGGUAUUCCUGACGACGAGGCCGGUCUAUAUGUGGGAAUCCUCGCGAGUUCUUUCGCCUUGGCGCAGCUGUCGACCAAUUUCCUCUGGGGAUAUGCCUCGGAUGUCAUUGGACGCAAGCCGGUUCUGAUCAUGGGCACAACAGCUUUGAUGGGAUGCUUCUGCGUAUUCGGCUUCUGCAAGGAAUACUGGCAGAUCGUAGUCGUCCAUGUCGCAAUGGGUCUCCUCAAUGGAAAUGCCGCGUGUGUUCCGACUGUACUGGGUGAGGUUACAGACCGCUCUAACCAGAGUCGCGCCUUCACGUACCUCCCCGUCAUCUAUUCCCUCGGCAGCAUCACCGGACCUGCGCUGGGCGGCAUUCUUGUCGGCAGGAUGGGUAAAGAAUACCCUUAUCUUGCCCCCAACAUUCUGUCCGCUGGUCUCCUCGCUCUUAGCGUGGUGGUGGUCAGCAUCUGGUUCGAAGAGACACUGGACAAGACAGAAGUCAACUUUGAGAAGCCUGCCUGGGUUGAGAAGAUUAUUUCCUGGUUCUCCUCACCCACGCCCCCGCCUCGACGAGCAUCAUGGAGCGCGCGCUGGCCUCGAUCCCAAUCGCAGAACCAGCCCCUUCUCUCCUCCGGACGAGCCCUCGAAUCGGAAUCCGAUGACGAAGAGACGGAGAACGACGACGACGAUAGCGACAACAAGGCGGAUCCGGCAAUGUCUGCAUGGAAAGACCUUAGCCGAACCACGAUCCUCAUUCUGUUUACGUAUCUCGUCUUCCAACUCUCCAACAUCUCAUUCAACAGCUUAUACCCCAUCUUUGCCGCUACACCAGCACCUGCCGGCCGCGACUUGUUGCCCAGUAAGAUUGGCAUCAGUCUGAGCAUUGCAGGUUUGGCAAGCUGCAUCUUCCAAGCCUUCCUCUUCCAGGCGCUCAAGGUCAGAUUGGGUAAUCUCGGUACCUACCAAAUCUCGCUUCUGGGACUGGGUAUCAGCAUGCUGCUUAUGCCAUGGGUUGGCUACGCCGAUAGCAAGCCUUUGUUUGGCCUGGGAAGCGGCAAAAUGUGGUUGUAUAUUGAGCUUGGUGUGGUAUUGAUCUUGAAGAACCUGUGCGCCGUGGGCGGUCUAUCCAGUGUCAUGCUUUUGAUCACCAACUCUGCUCCAUCGCACUCCAGCCUGGGUAGCCUCAAUGGCAUGGCGCAAACCCUCUCGGCUCUUGGUCGCAGCUUCGGACCCUUCGUGUCAGGCGGUCUCUUCAGUCUGUCCAUCAACAUUCGACCCAAGGGCGAGGCAUUGGCCUGGAGCAUCUUCGGCGGUCUGGCCAUUUUGGGCUGGGUCUCAUCUCUCUUCAUCCGCCGCGACGGCCUUGAGAGCGACGAUUGGCAAGGCUCGGAUGAGAACCUCGCCGAGCAGGAAGCCGACGCCGCAUGA